This is a messenger RNA of Anopheles stephensi (Asian malaria mosquito), 1077 nucleotides long. It is a transcript of the gene RPA2, whose product is annotated as replication protein A 32 kDa subunit. Gene Ontology annotation, cellular component: chromosome, telomeric region; DNA replication factor A complex; nucleus. Lineage: Eukaryota; Metazoa; Arthropoda; Insecta; Diptera; Culicidae. The record is from RefSeq and is a predicted model, not a curated record. The transcript has 4 exons. Gene Ontology annotation, molecular function: DNA binding. Gene Ontology annotation, biological process: DNA replication; nucleotide-excision repair; double-strand break repair via homologous recombination. Bases 41 to 844 code for a protein of 267 amino acids.
CGAUCUGUCAAACGAAUACAGCGCGAUCCGACCCGUUUACAUGCCGGACCUGUGUUUGGGCGCCAAUUCAAGUAAAUCCUUGUUGUGUUGUUUUUACCUCUCGCCAAAAAUGAACGAUAGCUUUGGUGCCGGUGGUUUUACCACAUCCGGUGGUGCUGGAUCCGAGAACAAAGCGGAAGGUGUCCUGCCGCUCGUCAUCCAGCAGGUGCUAGAAUCGUCGGACAGUGGCAUAACGCUGUUCGGACAUCAGUAUGCGAUGGUUACGCUGGUGGCCAUCAUACGGAAUGUCGAGUACUCGUCAACCAAAGUCACUUACCAGCUGGAAGAUCAUACAGGCCAAAUUGAUGCACACUUCUGGAUCGAAGAGGAUGGUGCCACCAGCACGCCAAGCAUUGUACCGCAGUCCUACGCACGGGUCGUCGGAUCGGUAAGGAACCAGGGCGGCACGAAAGCGAUCAUGAUAUUCAAGAUCGAUCAGAUUGAUUCGCCGAACGAAGUUACCACCCAUCUGCUAGAGGUGCUGCACUCACGGUACAAGGGAGAAGAGAACAGCAAGCGUAAGACGGAACCCGGCCUGGAUACGAACGCUAACGCGGCCUCGAACGGUGGUUUCAUGGAAUCCGAUUCGGUCGGUGCAUCGCUCGGUUUGAACGGAAAGCAGCUGGCCGUGUACAAAGUGAUUAAAAACCAUGUCUCCGAUAUUGGCAUCAGUCGCAAGGAGUUGCAAGCCAAAUUUUCACACAUCAAUCCUUCCGAGAUGCAGAGCAUCAUUGACCACAUGGGACAGGAAGGAAUGAUAUACACCACAGUCGACACCGAACAUUUCUUUUGUGUGGACGCAUAAAACGCGCGGUUCGUUGGUCGCGUUGCUUUCAUUCUUCUUUCUCAUUCCCAUCACUAAAUAAUAAAGAUUGAAUUGAUACUCUCCUAACCAACUCGUGGACUGAAAGAAUCCGUGAUAGUUUCGUGGGAAUCAUCAUGAUAACGGGGGUAUGAGAUCUGAUACUCAUAGAAGAGCAUAUAAUCCUGCGCCCCUUUUGUAAUCAUUUGUUUAAAUACAUAUUACAUAGUAUUUUC